AUGCAGCAUUCAACACCAUUAUCUACAUCAUCAUAUUCCAACUCCAACUGCGAAUCAUCAUACAAACACAGUCAUCAUUCUGAACAUGAAGAGCAGCAACAAAAUGAGAAACCAGCAGCCGAUCUACCCACUCCUCCACCAUCACCUAUCGGAUCGCCACAUCAUCACUCUAUGGCUGCUACACUUGAAGCCAAUGGUCGAAUCCUGGCAGCAAAACGUGAAGGCAACCUAAAGGCGGUCAUGUCCGAAUUCUGCACUAUGAAGAAACAGCAAAUUUUAUUGACACAUCAUACCUAUAAUCUAGUUCUCGACGCACAUGCCAAUUUGCGUCGAGAAGGAGCGCCGUUGACCAGUAUUCUCAAAAUUUACGACGAAAUGAUCCGAGCACACAUUCCGCCCAGUGGUUACACAUACACGGUCUUGCUCCGCGUGUUAUGUAAGCGGGAUGUCGAAGUUCAAAAGACAGUUGCGAUGCUUAAACGACAGUCCGCACGCACUGGUAUUGGUAUGGAUGAUAUUGGCCAGCUGGAAGCCGAAGGCAACUUGGGACGCGCUCUAGAGUUGUUUCGAACGGCUGCCGAACAACGCGUGCACGAGGAAUUCGAGGUCGAAAUUUACAAUCAAUUGUUACGCGUUUUGUCACACUAUGGUAACACCGUAGAUGCACAAUUCGUGUACGACCAGCUGCAACAUUCGCCACAUGCUCAACCGAAUUCCGCCACCUAUGCUGCACUGAUCAACUUGAUGGGCCGUGCCGGUCAGAUUCAGUCUGCAUUGGAUACGUUUGGUCACUAUACCGCUCUCAAACACACCUUGGGCCAGCAUGACGCAUCGUACGUAUACAAUGCAUUGGUGGAUGCCUAUCUCAAGUGCGGCCAAUUGGACAAGGCAUUGCAAGUGCUGGAAAAGGACAUGGUCAGCGAUGGCGUCAAGGUUACAGUGAUUCCAUACAACUCGAUCAUUCGACAUUACUGCGCGCAAGGUGACAUGGAACGGGCCAGGGAAAUCAUUGACAAGCUCCAGAACAAUGCAGACUUGCCGGUCGCAGAUGCAAGCAGCUAUGGUCCUAUCCUUUCCGCCUACUGUCAAUCUGGCCGUUGGCAGCCGGCGUCCGAAAUUUAUGCACAAUUGGUCAAGACGGAUAUUGCCAAGGCUUACGGCAAUUUGGCUAACUAUGCAUUGUUAUGCAUUGCGCACGCGCACGGACAUCAGGCAGUGGAGGUGAUCAAGGACAUGCACAAAGCAGGAUUAGAACCAGAUCCGAUACUUAGUACGCGCGUGGUACUGUUUUUCUCUGGUGUGCCCGAAGCGACCGAUGCCCUGUCCGCCGUGUUACAAGCCAUGUCACCUCGCACCAUCAUCAAAGGAUCCUCACUGCUGCUACAAACGGUGCUCAAGAUUAUGCAAGGUGCGCCGUUGGUGCAAGCAUUGGCCCUGGUGCGUGUGGUGGUCGGACCACUUGGAUUCCCUACCACUUUGGCGAGUGCUCUGGUCGAGUGCUGGAGUAACGACAACAAAGAGCAAAUCCAUCAAACCGAUCCACAUGAAGACGAUGAUGUGGAUUACGCCCCCUUGGUCGAAGCUGCAUUGAUGCUACCUGCCGAAUUCUGCCUCGGCGACGUAGUAAUCGAUCUUCUCGAGAAUCGUCAAUUCACUCCACCUGCUCAUCAGUUUGCACGUGUUCUGGCGCGUCUCCAGCAACUCAAGUUUGUCGAAGCCGAGACCAAGUGGAAGGCAGCGGUGGCAACCACGGACGAAUCCGAGACACUGUCAAACCAAGUACUUAAGGCGGCGAUGCGGGGUCAUGCGGACGAGGCACUCAGGGUCCUGGAACAGCAAAUUUUGAAACGUGGUUUGACGCCAUUGCCGGAACCCGCGCGAGACGCUAUAGCUUUGAUUGGCAAACAAGGUCAUUUGGAUGCUGCUUUGCGCCUGUUCCAGCUGUCCAUGGAGGCGUUCAAGGAUGACGAUGCCCGAGCUAAAUACUUGGUGAUGAAUAGUAUACUCAUUGUGUACGCACAACAAGGCGACAUGGUGCCUGCCAAGCAGUACUAUGAUCAGAUCAAGCAGAUCGGCUUUUUCCCCGACGGCAACGCCUAUGCAUCGUUAUUGCUCGGAAGCGCCAAGUGUGCCACGGACGAAGCCACCGAUGCGUUGACCAUUUACGAUGAAGCCAAGCGCCACAAUGUCAAGCCUACGACAUUCUUCUACAAUGUGGUUAUCUCUAAGCUCGCCAAGGCCCGCAAGCUUGAGCCCGCUCUGCGUCUGUUUGACGAGAUGCAGCAGUUCAAGAUCGUGCCCAAUUGUAUCACAUACGGUGCUAUCAUUUCUGCUUGCGUUCGUGCUGGAUCCGAAUUGCAAGCCCGGCGUUUGUUCGGCGAAAUGUUGUCGGCGCCAUCGUAUCAGCCGCGUGUGGGUCCUUUCAACAACAUGAUUCAGUUCUAUGUGCGUCAGCAACCAAGUCGCGAGCGAGCUCUAGAAUAUAUCAUGGAAAUGCGUCGUCGCCGUAUCAAGCCCUCUGCACACACAUACAAGCUCCUUAUGGAAGCCUACUCGACUAUCGCACCUUAUGACAUGCCUACAGCUCAUCGCAUGCUCAGUGAUAUGGAAAAGCGGGACAGGAUUCGUCCUCAAGCUACCCACUAUGCCACAUUGAUUUACUCGUACGGAUCGCUCCAACGGGAUGUCAAGAGCGCCGAGCAGGUGUUUGCCGAAAUGAACAAGGCCAAGGUUGUUCCCGAUGAAGCUGUGUACCAAGCCAUGCUCGAUACACUGAUCAGCAACGACAAAAUGGAGCGUGCUGAAGAACUAUACCAUGAAAUGCUCCAGAACAUCCGGAAGAGCUGCUCGCCCUAUAUCGAGAACUUGUUCAUCCGCGGAUACGGCCAAAAGGGAAUGUUAGACAAAGCCGAGGCCCUGUUUGCAGCCAUGUCGGACAAUCGAUUGCUGCGGUCAUCGAAUAGCAACGAAAAAUACGUUGUUGUUCGUGAGCCCAGCACAUAUGAAGCCAUGGUUCGUGCUUUUCUUGAUAACGAUCUGAUUACCAAAGCCAAGGGAGUACUCGAUAUGAUGGUCAAGCGCGAUUUCCCGGAGAAAGUCGUGGCUGCCGUUGCCGACUUGGUGCUAGAAUAA
Messenger RNA from Zychaea mexicana, 3132 nucleotides. RefSeq lists its product as uncharacterized. The record is from RefSeq and is a predicted model, not a curated record. Gene Ontology annotation, molecular function: protein binding. Lineage: Eukaryota; Fungi; Mucoromycota; Mucoromycetes; Mucorales; Lichtheimiaceae. Bases 1 to 3132 code for a protein of 1043 amino acids. The transcript is spliced from 2 exons.